CUCAGAGAGAGAGGGAGAGAGAGAGAGAGAGAGAGGGGAGGGAGGAGAGAGAGAAAACCAGCAGGCAUGCGUUAGAUGAAGUCAGAGUGGGAGUGGAGAGAGGGGGUGAGUGUAUGUGGUGCCAGAAAGAGAGGAGAGCUAGGCAAUGAGAGAGCUUGAGGGAGAUGAUAGAGUGGGAGUGACAGAGUGCGAGAUAAUGGAGGUGCAGUCUGAGUGUGCAGAUCCUCCUGUGGUCCCUCAGUGUGACCCCCAGCCAACGGGGAAGAUCAACAAAGCUGCCUUCAAACUCUUUGGAAAGCGACGUACUGGCUCCGGAGUGGCCAGCUUCUUCUCCUUCAGGAACAAAGGGGCCACAAGCAACAAUGGAAAUUCUGACAAUGGGAAUUCUUUGAAUGGAAAUGGCUCAACAACAGACGUGGAGCUUAUCAGGAGCAAAACCUAUGACGGACUUACAAACUCCAACAAUGAUACCGAUGGACAGCGAGGGGAAGGGCUUGCCAGCCAGGAGGCUGGACCGGUGAGGUCUCUCAGCAAAUCGCUGAGUUUCUUCUCUCUCCUCCGACGCGGAAGUUUUAGGUCGGGUGAAAAUGGAGGAUCAGGACUUGUCAGAAGAGGGAGGGGCCUCAAGGGAUUUUUUAGCAGCAUGCGAUGGAGACGCAAAACAAAUGAUGGAGACGGGGAAGAGGUGGAAGCUAACAAAGAGCAGGAUGGGGAUAGUACCAGCUCUGAAAAGGCGAAGGAUAUCACUCUCACCCUUGAACCACCUCCACAUCAUCACCCAGAGGAUUGUGGGAAGACGGAGGCAGAACCAAACCUCCAAGCAACAGAGACUCCUAUUACUCGUGUUACCCUGACACCUUCACACUGUGUUGUCAUGACAGGACCAUCUGUUGAGCCAGACCCCCCCUUUCCUUACACACCCACUGACUCGCCACUGCACCCUACUAUUCAAAAAGCCAAAGCCUCAGUUUCCAGCCUCUCCCCUUCCCUCGCUACGCCUCCAUUGGAUCGCUGCAGCACGGGUGACCCACCCUCAGAACCGUCCGUGGACAGACUAUGUUCUCUCCUCUUCACUGACGUCACAUCCCUCAAAAGCUUCGAUUCACUGACGGGCUGUGGUGACAUUAUUGCCGAUGCAGACGACGAGGGAGCAGCAGGUAAUGGGGGCAGUGGCACGAGCAGCAGCAGCAGUGGAGGAGGAGGAGGGGGUAGUGUGGGAGCAGGUGUUGGGAGAGUUGUUGGUAUCACCGGCGCCACAUCCUGUGUAUCCCCGUCCAAACCGCCUCUACCCUCCCAGCUGACCCAGCACAUGUUCUCUGUUUCCUCAAGCUCAGUGCCUGUCUCCCUCCCAGCCCGGGCUCGGGCGCCGCCUCCACCACAGCAGCACCCAGCUGGUAGUGGUGUGGUGGCUUAUAUGGGUGGAGGGGAAGAAAUGGCGAGUCCAGAGGGAGUGGACGAUGCAGACAUGCAGGGGCUGUGGCACAUGCUGCCCUCCACCGGGGACAACUCUCCCGCUUUGCCCCGAUCACACCAACCUCCCUCCACCACCCCCACAUCCACUUUCCCCCCUCAUACCAACCCCUCAAGCAGCCACUUCCCUCUAGCUUCCAGAAGUUCAGACCGAAAGGUCAAGGCACUGGGACUCAGUAAGAUUCCAAUAGUUGGCGCGGCGGGAAGUCGACCGGCUAAAUCUGCCCACCCUCACACACGUGGUCGUCAUCCAACGUCACCCGGAGAUAAAGAGCUGCUCAGUGACGAGGGCUACUGUGACACACCCUCAGCGACACCCACGGCAACACCUGAUGAAAGCGGGCUACAGCGUAACCAGAAGAUGGCUCUGUCACGUGACAGCUACUCUGGGGACCAACUGUAUGACCUUUACGAUGACCCCGAGGAGCAAGGGGAUAACGAAGAGCAGGAUGGAGAUGAUGAUCUGAACAGCACCCCGUCUCCAUCUACCGAAUACAAACUAAGCCCCACAUCUCAGACAACUAUUGCUUCCUCCUCUUCCUCUUCCUCGUUCCAAUCACUGAAAGGCAGCACCAGCCUUCCUCGGGAAUCCAAGAUCCCGGUAAGCUGCAGACAAAUGUCACCUCCCUCCUCUGUGAGCCAGUCAGCCCUGUCAUCUGUUCUAGAGGCUGAAUCUCUUCCACCAAAGACUGAAGCGCCUCCCUCAGCUCGCACCAGAAUCCCUGUAUCCAAGGUGCCUGUCCGUCGUUCGGGAAACAAACCUGGCAACAGGGGAUCUGCCCACAAGAAGUAAUUGUUCUCUAUGGAUUCGAACGUGCUGUUUAUGCAGAGCCAACAUUUUUCCCAGACUGGGAAAUAUGUUGAGCCGUGGAGUUAACGGCCCAUAAAUUGUUCUCAAAACUUAAAAGCACCCAUUCCUUUAAUGUUUUCGCUUUUAGCAAAUAGAAAAAAGUGGUUUUGUGCACUUGAGAAAGUCACAAGGAGACUCCAAAAAACUGGGUUAACUCUUCGUGACCCUCACAGGAACUUUGGAGGUUGACCCUUGACAAUCUAUGGACACAUUUGCCUUUUACCUCCCUGGAAAAACCUCCAAACUACUGACACUUGGAUUCAAAAGCAGAAAAGAGAGGACCUUUUUUUUAUUAUUUAAUCUGUCAUAUUUUACUUGAUGAAUUCCACAUGACAUGAUUUAAUUUGUUCAUAAGGACCUAAUUUAAU
This is a messenger RNA of Solea senegalensis (Senegalese sole), 2688 nucleotides long. It is a transcript of the gene amer2, whose product is annotated as APC membrane recruitment protein 2. Gene Ontology annotation, cellular component: plasma membrane. Gene Ontology annotation, biological process: regulation of canonical Wnt signaling pathway. Gene Ontology annotation, molecular function: phosphatidylinositol-4,5-bisphosphate binding; beta-catenin binding. The record is from RefSeq and is a predicted model, not a curated record. The transcript has a single exon. Lineage: Eukaryota; Metazoa; Chordata; Actinopteri; Pleuronectiformes; Soleidae. Bases 146 to 2263 code for a protein of 705 amino acids.